AUGGAAACUGAUGAGUACCUACUACCUGAGUUAAAAAAGGCAUCUAUAGACGUUAACAUGUACCGAGACUUUCUUGUUUCGGAGCUUCGAUACUAUAUUGAUGAAAAGAUACGAAAAAGACCUAGAUCUUCGAUUGAUAUGUACUUGUCAAUCAUGAGAGGAGAUCAUUUGAGUGAGUGUCUUGAGAAGCUACCAGUGGAUGCAUCGAAAGCAGAGCAUUGGCAUGAAGUGAUACGACAUUUGGUUUAUUUGAGGGAUGAGCUGUUUAAAAAGCAAAAAUGGAAGAAAUUCUACUCCGAGAAUCAGAAACAGAUCGAUGAGCAGAGAAGCAAAGACCUACCGUUGAAGAUAUCACGAAGGCUCGCGUCCGUAAAGAACCCUCAUAGGAAGGGACAGACCCCGUUCAGGUCACUUAAGGCAAAUGAACAGCUCAAAGAGUACAAAAAAGCAAUGGUAGAGAGCAAAGAGGAUGCCGGAUUCGUCGUCAGAAACUACCUCAAAAGGCUUCAGCUUGAAGGCCGAAUUCCAAAUCCUUAUAAGCUACCCUUCGUCUCAAAAACGUUAACUUUACAAUCCGCAAACUUACCAAAUCCGAGUGUCCUUCUUCCUGGCUCGACCAAAAGUUUUGUUAUAGAGCAGGCUUAUGAUGCUGUAUAUAUCGAGGCAGUCAUCAAGCCUGAGGUCGAGUACCUAAUAAAUCAGUCCAUCAUGAAUGACACUGACUUCCAAAUGAACGAAAAGGGCCCCCAACGUGCUAAAAUCCACAGCACCAAUGCCGGCAUCAUGACGGUACAUUUUCUUGGAGCGCAAUUCUCACCACACAGCGUUAUGAAGAAUAUCGCUAUGGACAUCAAGAAGCUGACGAGGCUCUAUAAGUUGCGCCAUGUGUGGAACGUAAAAGCCACAAACAAAACUGCUCUUGCGCAUGAGAAAAAAGUGGACGAAGGAUACGCCGUGAAGGGAAGUGGGGGCUAUUCUGAUGACGAGGUGAUAUGUACUAAGGAGUAUUAUCAAAAUCUAGCCGACGCUGAAGCCUCAUGGGAAGCCCUUAUAGACGAUCUACGUGAUUAUGAUAAAUUUGGCAAGAUGCGACCCGUACGUAGAAAGGCUUCUCUUUACAGACAAGAAUGGCGUGAAGCUCUCGAUAUUUCAUCUGCGUACAUCGAAAAGGAGUUGAGAAGUAUUUGUACGAAGUAUAAGCUUCUGGAGGAGAUUUUUAGUGAGCAAGACAGGGUUCAAAAAGCAUUACAGGAGAGGUACGAAGAGCGGAGCCAGAGGUAUGCCCGGCUCGUGGAGAUGUUAAAAAAGGACAAAGUCUUCAUGCACUCAGAGCUCAUCAACUUCAGAAAUCCAGUCACCCAUGGUCUCGACGAUUACCUAGAGGCAGACUCAAAUAAGCAACCUCAAAACAAGCAAGGAUUACCACAAAUGGAACGAUUAGGUAUGGGCAAAACACUAGGUGAUUAUCUUCGGAUCUUCAAGUUCAGUAACUAUCGUAUGGGUCAGAGAUAUAGAAAGCGCUUCAAAUUUAAGUAG
This is a messenger RNA of Candidozyma auris, 1536 nucleotides long. RefSeq lists its product as uncharacterized. NCBI's taxonomy places the organism in Eukaryota, Fungi, Ascomycota, Pichiomycetes, Serinales, Metschnikowiaceae. The transcript has a single exon. The coding region runs from base 1 to 1536 and encodes 511 amino acids. The record is from RefSeq and is a predicted model, not a curated record.